Molecule: messenger RNA, 998 nt
Organism: Trematosphaeria pertusa
Lineage: Eukaryota; Fungi; Ascomycota; Dothideomycetes; Pleosporales; Trematosphaeriaceae
Exons: 1
Coding region: 107-748 (213 amino acids)
Source: RefSeq, a predicted model, not a curated record
CUCAAGUCCCCGUCCCCAGAAGAAGUGCGAGUUGUCCCAACAAAGGGAAGCGAACGGGUCAUCGAAGCGCAAGCAACAGUGCUGGUGGGAUUGGUAACUACAACGCAUGCUUGUUCCGAGUUGUUGGAUCUGUUGCCUGUUUAUCACUGCGGUGGCGCGAACGCGGUGUUGGGAACAGCGAACGCCUGCUGUCAGCAACACGCGCAGAAGACGGCAUCCUUCGCGUAUGUCCCCGAACGGCAACUGGAAUCAGAUCGGACGCGUUCGGAAAGAGAUGCACGAAGGAUGGCAUCAGGCCAGUAGGAAGCGCGCAAGGGCCAUAUCGUCACGCAACAUGGUUCGGUGGGAUUCGGUGACUUGGGCAAAAGGCCUAUGGCCUUCAGUUGCCUCUCGACUCCACCUCUUCAGGAAAAUGAUGCAGGAAGCCGAUUCGGCGAGUGAAAAUUGUUGCGUCAACGUACCACCUCGAAGUCGGCCCUGGGGAGCCGCGAAUACCACGCUCCUAGCUGUUUGGCCGUCUCAAUCCUACCAUCGCGGCGUUGGUCGCGGUAGCUCCAAAUGCCGAACCCUUGCGACGAAGAGGCGUCUUUGUCCUCCCACAUUGCUGACCACAGAUACUGUCCCGGGAGGGUAUGGCGCCGCUUUUGCAGAUGAACGCUGGAUCUGGCGGCAGUUCAAGAGUCGACCAACGCAGAACGUCGAGCCCAACCACAGCUAUCUUUAUUGUCUCGGUGGUCUAUUUGCGUGAGCUGCGUAGUCAUGGUGGGUCCGCACCGCCUGCAUUCCGUUCGCGGUCGUCACCUUCGGACAGAUACCUACCUAAAGGAGCAACAGGAACGAACCUUCAGCCGUACCCGUGACAGGCGAGGAGGGAGCAAAGCGGCCCCCAAAAGAGAGGAACGUCACUGUUUCUUGGCAGCUACCACUGUGGCAAUGUCAUUUCCGCCCGGCUUUACAAAACGACCAAGAUCCGUCUUCUGGCAAUACUGUGAGACUGC